Molecule: messenger RNA, 1661 nt
Organism: Bursaphelenchus okinawaensis
Lineage: Eukaryota; Metazoa; Nematoda; Chromadorea; Rhabditida; Aphelenchoididae
Source: the annotation of a GenBank genome assembly
AUGAGUUCAUUCGAUUCGUCCGAUGCGUUGCAGAGCACCACAUUUAGCGUCCCAAUCACAUUGGUAGGUUUUUUUGCUUUUUGAUGAUGUUUAGGUAUUCUUUGAUGUUGAUGCACUGAAGUUCUGUUUUGGGGAGAAAACAUUGAAAACUGAUUUUAUUUUGUUCGUGCCUCACAUUUGAUGUUGGUUUUUAGGACCAUGUUGCAAUAAAUAUGGAAGAAAACUUAAACGAAGAACCGAUACAGGAAAAUAAUGAGGAACAGAGAAGAGGAAGGUUUUCAAAUGUUGUGGACAGAGUGACAGAAGCUGGGAUUCCGUUGUCUGACGACGACGCAGCAACCCUGGUCGAUCUUUUAGGGAGAUUUUCAUUGAAUCGACAAAAUGGCUUUCUAAUAUUCGUAAGUUUCGCUUAAUAUUUAAUAUAAUUUUAUAAUAUAUAAUUUCAGUUACCCGAUUACCACGUACUUAAUGUUAUGAUCACAGUAUUAAUUCUGUCUUUUCUGACCAUGCUUCGAUCAAUCUACUUUAACGUUUAUGAGAUUAUCAUACUGGUGAUGCAUCUUUUAUUUUACCGAGAUUACGUUCAACUUACUGUUGUACCGACAAGACCAUUUUGGAAAGUAUUUAUGCAGUUUUUCAUACGAUUUGCAUUGUUAAUGGUACUGGUUGACAAUACGGAAUUCUUCAAUGUUAUUUCGUUUGGGGUUAUUGAUACAGGUAGUUUGUUUCAUGUUUUGUAUACAAUAACAGUGGCCAAUUGCAUCGUCAUGGAUGUUUGUCUGCUUAUUGGAUCUUUGGUAAGUUUUUUUGUAUGAAAAAAGUUUAUAUACCUACAAACGAAGAAUGCUUAUAUUUGAAGAAGGGUUGUUGGAAUAUUUUAAUAAAUCUUUCAAAGAUUUUUAAAUUUGGUUUAGGUAAAUCGGAUAGAAAAGAUUGACAAGACAAUCAGAGCCCAGUUGUGCAAAACGGUCGAGUACGUGUUCGUAUGUUACUUAUCGGUGAUGCCAGUAAUGCAUUGGCAACGUUUCUUUGAUUCCUUAUGGCUUUUCACCCCCUACAUAUUAUUAAAGGUAAGUUUUUGAUCAUUUUAGAAGUUUUAAUAAAUUUAGCUAGGUUUUACCGUGGUAUGGUACUAAAAGUAUUUACAAACGUACUAUGUUUGUGUACACGGUUUAUUUUAUUGAUAUAAUACGUAGAUAGACAUUGUCGUGUAUUAACCUUAUAAUUUAGAGCAUAAUGUUCACUCGACUGACAAUCCAAACUAUAAGUUUAAUAAAGCAUCAAUUACUAUCUACGCACAUUGGAGUCGCUGUAUCUGCCAAAGACAUUGAAGAUGACAAUUGUGCAAUCUGUUUGAAUACUAUGACGAGUGGAGUUAAAGUAAGAUGUUCACUUGUCGUAUUCGUUGCAUUCAAAGUUUAAAAUAUUUUUUUAACUUUUAAAAUUCGAGUUUUUUAGAAGUUUUCUGGUGAUGAAAAAAUUUUUUUUGAUGUAAGUCACAUUUUCACAUAUUUCAGUUACCUUGCGGACAUAUCUUCGAAGAGUUGUGUGUACGAAAGUGGCUCGAGGAACGAAAUGAAUGUCCGUUGUGCCGAAAGACGGUUGUGCCAAACUUUACCAAGUACGACAGGGUACCAAUGUUUCCUCCAUACUUACUUUAA